Molecule: messenger RNA, 1071 nt
Organism: Populus trichocarpa (black cottonwood)
Lineage: Eukaryota; Viridiplantae; Streptophyta; Magnoliopsida; Malpighiales; Salicaceae
Exons: 3
Coding region: 70-768 (232 amino acids)
Source: RefSeq, a predicted model, not a curated record
GUAUCAAGUGCAUUCCUCACUGGCUAUAAAUAUCUACGAAACUAUCCUCGCCAAAAAGAGCAGGCAGUAAUGGCAGCUAAAAUCCUCUCUAAAUCCCUAUUCCACCACUGCACUCCCCACCAUACUCCCCUCAAAUCACCACCGCUAAUCCCUAUCUACCUCCACCACCGCCACCGUUCAUCAAAACCCCAACUGAUCGAAAUCAAUCUCUCCUCACCAUCACUUCAAUCAGACGGUGGUAAUGGGAGCGAAGAUGAAGAAGGGUUUUUUAUUAAGAAACUUGAGGAGAUUCUUCACCGUGUAAUGCUUCAAAAAUCAACACCUGAUUGGUUGCCUUUUAGACCAGGGUCCUCUUUUUGGGUUCCACCCAUAUUGAGUGUUAACGAUUUGAUUCAUAAGUUUGCUGGUUAUAAUCUUAGUGAUGAAGAAACGCUUUCGCUUACAACUUGUCGUGGAUGGCCUUCCGCUUCUUAUUUUAUUAAAGCUGGAAUCAAUGUGAAGGUGAAUGAGGAGGAGGAGGAGGAGCGGGUGGAUUUGAAGGUGAUGCCUCCUGAGGAGAUGGAAGGGAAAGUGGUAGUGGAGGUUUUAACAGGCCCAACUGAUAUCGAUGUGGCAGUGAAGGAGGAGAAGGGACAUGUAAAUAUUAAGGUGGACCAAAAGGAGGGGGGUGAGGUGGGAAGGGAAGUGGUAGUGCAGGGGAAUGAGGUAGAAGGGAAAUUGGAGGUGCUGAUUUUGGCAGGUUCGUCUUUGGAGGAUGAGGAAGGAUAAGAUUCAUAUCACAUGACAGGCUGGUUUCUCAGGUUCAAUUUCCUCAAAAAAAAUCUCCGUGUCGAAGAAAGAAUAUGAAGUAGAAAUGACACCGAUGUUGUACAGAAGCAGAAGCAAUCCUGGUUGUUUAUUGUCCGGAGAAUUCUUGUAGUUAACUUCAAUAGUUCUUAACUCACCUGUUCUACUACAUUGUAGUCUAACCCUAAUGUUAUGCUGGUUGUCCAUUGUUUGAGGACUGGAACAGUUCAGAUAUCAGUAAAUGUUGUGAACAGAAUAUCAAGCUGCAUGAUCAUUUUGUGAACA